Molecule: messenger RNA, 2427 nt
Organism: Magallana angulata
Lineage: Eukaryota; Metazoa; Mollusca; Bivalvia; Ostreida; Ostreidae
Exons: 1
Coding region: 1-2184 (727 amino acids)
Source: RefSeq, a predicted model, not a curated record
AUGCAGGAAAGUUUUCGCAUAUACCCAAGGCCGGAAUUACAAGUAUCAGAUGAGGAGGUCAAGAAAGUCUCAGAGAUACUGUCAAACUCCAUGUUUUUAACCAUGGCAAGUGCCUGUAAGACAAAAGCCAAGAAAAAUGAAAUACUGAUGCAAGAAUUCCUGUACUUUCUACGACAAAAACAAUUAUUAAGAAGAUACUUUGGAGGGAGUGCUGCAGAAGGAACAGAGUUGAGUACCAGUGACACUGACAAAAUGAUCGUAGGUCCUUAUAUUCACGUUUGCUUCAACCCGAAGGAUGGAGAAAACGUAACAGGACACACGUUUCUAGUGGACACGAGGGAUUCCUCCCAAGGUUAUGGGAAACUUGUCCUUCUUACAUCAGAUUCCAGUAUUCUUACAAUAUUUGAUAAAAAUGGAUGUCCAAUGAAAGACAUGAUUGAGGAAAACGAAGAAGGAGAGAAGCUGCUUCCAAGUGAAAAAGUCGUAGAAUUUUGGAGAAAAUUUCUGGAAAAGAGACAAACCGCAACUGGACCCCCCAAAACACAUCAGCAUGGACCGUGCGCAACUGCUGUCACAAAAGAUCCAAGUGGGUACAUAAAAAAAGAGGUCGGAGGAGUUCUCGAACAGGAUUUUGCACAUGGUCUCCCAUUUUGCCGCAUGCCGUUCGAGGGUGAGGAAUGGUUGAGAGAGAGAGAAAAUUUCAUUUGGCCGUCAAUGAAUACCUUAGAACGAAUUAAAAUGCUGGAUUGCCAUGUUGUUGCUGUUGGCGAUAAAACGUCCCAGCAUUCCUCGAUAGAAUGGAGGAUCUCCUAUCUACUAUGGGAGAGAGAGCUUGUUUGGAGUUUCAACGACGUACAACUACACUGUUUUGUUUUGCUGAAGUCGCUGUUGAAAAAAUUUAUUCAUCCGAUUGUCCCCGAGGAACUAAGCUCAUAUCAUAUGAAAACUGUGGUCUUUUGGGAAUUUGAAAACACUACAGAAAGCUUUUGGAGAAGAGAAAAUCUCAUAACAUUACUAAGAAAUUGUUUACUGCGUCUACAAAAAAGUAUCAAGUAUCUCGAUCUGAAGCAUUUCAUUGAUAGAAGUAGAAAUCUGUUUCUCGGCAGAAUGGUGGACCCGGGAAUCAAAGAUGAAUUAAUAGAAAUCAUAGAGGACAUCAUCAAAAAUAUUCUUGUUAAAUCUAUGCAAUGCAUCGAUGAUAUUGAUUUGGCAACAACGUGGCAGAACAGUCAUGGCAAUGUAGAAGAAUUCUUGCAAAAAUGCAGAAAUGAUCAUAAACGCAACAUUACUACAGAUGUUGAGGAAUCCAGACAUUCAGUAGAAUUAUACUACAAUGGACAGGCGUCUUGGCUUAUUAACGUGGACAACGUUCUUGCAAAUCCAGGUAUGCUUAAUAAGUAUCAGAAGGCGUUUGAGGACAAAACCAGAACUAAAGAUUUCGACGAAGAUUUCUUGCAGUCUGUAGCAAUGUAUGUUAACAUGCGAUCUGCUCUUAUCCAAGUAAAAGAGAUGUUGCAAUUAAAGAACGACGCGGUGACCGAUGAACAUUUUAAGAAACUCGUUAUCACCAUGAAUGAAAACUCGGACAUCGACGCAAUCUCGGGGAAAUUGUAUGUUGUUACAGCUCUUCUAGUUUUUGACAAACGCGAUGAAGCAUCUAGCAGAAUCAAGGGUAUUUUCUCGUCAAGCGAGAGUUGCAGAAAAUAUGUUUACACGGGUUUAUGUUCGACUUGCAAAACAAUUGAAGUAGCAAGACAAACAAUGGUGCAAGUAAAGGGAUUUCCUAAAACAGAAAAUUUGUUAGUCGCACAUGAUAUGAUCUUUGCUAAAGAAGAUAUAUCUCUUUUGCCUGCAGCAUUGAAAUUCGAGUGUUUGGUUGACAGGGCUUUCUUGGUUCACCCGGCAGUGUAUGCCCUCUAUCUUAGGGUUCUUUGUAGCAAACUUGAUGAAAAAAUGAAAAAUAUAGAUCAUCUGAAAAGAGCAGUGAUCGAGUGUGAAGGUACAAACCACAACUACAGACAUUUCAACAUACUGGGUUAUUGCUAUUAUGAAGUGAGAUACUUUGAUUUGGCUUACGAAUGUUAUUCAGCAUCUAUCUCUCAAACGGCACAAGACGGCAGACCCAAUGCGGCAAUUCUCAUGUUGCUGACUCUGUUAUUUACUGUCAGAGAAAAUAUAAUGUGAAUUAAGAUGUAUUGUUGACAAAUUGGUGAAUUUUAUGUGUUUAUGUUAGUUAUUUGAAUUGAACUGUUGGUCGUUAAUGACUAUAUAAAAAGCACCAGUUGAGGGAUGUAAACUACUUUGUAAUUUAUAAAAAAAGAAGAAGCUGAGAAUGAAAUUAAGGGCGGAAAGGAAGCGGAAGUCGUGGAUCGUUGUUAUUUUCAAAUUUGCAAACAGAUUUGAGACUAUAUAAUCUUUCUUCUAAAA